Messenger RNA from Cricetulus griseus (Chinese hamster), 5805 nucleotides. NCBI's taxonomy places the organism in Eukaryota, Metazoa, Chordata, Mammalia, Rodentia, Cricetidae. The record is from RefSeq and is a predicted model, not a curated record.
CCAAGGGGAGCCGGAAGGGGCGCGCGGGUCGGUUGGUAGCGGCCGGGGCGGCGGCCGUUGGCUAACUGGCCUACCAGGCUAGCUCUGGCUUCUUGCCCGGCUGCGGCCACAAUGACAAAGGAUUCACCCACCCCCUUGGGUGGUGGCCGCGCGUCGCCCAAGAAGCCAAGCAGCCCCGGCCCAGCUGCAGCAGUGCUGGAAGAGCAGAGGCGAGAGCUAGAGAAACUGCGGGCAGAGCUGGAGGCCGAGCGCGCGCGCGGCCGGGCGGAACGGCGGCGUUUCGGAGCCCAGGCGCGCCAGCUGCGGGAGUCUGCCGAGCAGGAGCGGCAGCAGCUGGCUGACCAUCUGCGCUCCAAGUGGGAGGCAAGACGCCUCCGGGAGCUGCGGCAGCUGCAGGAGGAGGUGCAGCGCGAGCGUGAGGCCGAGAUCCGGCAGCUGCUGCGCUGGAAGGAGGCAGAGCUUCGGCAGCUGCAGCAGCUGCUGCACCAGGAACGCGACGUUGUAGUGCGCCAGGCUCGGGAGCUUCAGCGCCAGCUGGCCCAGGAGCUAGUGAACCGAGGUUACUGCGGCCGCUCGGGGGCGUCCGAAGCCUCCGCGGCUCAAUGCCGCUGUCGCCUGCAGGAAGUGCUGGCAUUGCUGCGCUGGGAGACCGACGGCGAACAAGCCGCGCGCAUCCGCCACCUCCAGGCGGCACUAGACUCGGAACGCCAGCUCUUUCUUAAAUACAUCCUAGAGCACUUCCGCUGGCAGCCCGCUUUAUCUGAACCCGCGGACCCCCAAGUUGUUCAUUCCUUGGACGAGCCACCCAUAGGAGCCCAGAGUAACACUGGUGGCACCCAAAAGCCUGCUCGUCGACUCGGAUCUCUCGAAAGCCUGCGCACUGGCGCACGAGUUAGCUCUCCAGACGACCUGCUGCCCACGCGCGCCAGCUCCCUCGAAUCCUUGGCAACAGCACAUCCCUGCUCACUCGACAGCACACGGAGUUGUCCCCGGGCUCCCGAAUCAGAGCUAGGGGCCUCUUCGACCAGCGCCUCCCGCCCAGGUACCUCCAGUCCUCCGCCGCCGCCUCAGCUACCAUCAAAACAUAAAAAACCUAGUGACCUGAAGGGAGAAAGCUCUGAAAACAAGCCCUGCGAAGCCCCGACCCUCUCACCACCAGGUCAGGACUACCACGAACUGGUGAAGCAGAACUCGGAGCUGGCCGAGGCAUUGCAGGUGCUGGUUCGCCGCUGCUGUGACCUGCGCGAAGAGAACUUGCAGCUGCGAUGCACCGGCUUCUCCAAUGAGACCGAUGAGAAAGUGAAGUGGCUCAAAGUGAAGCACGCAGAGCUGACCGAUCUCGCUCAGCGCCUUGAAGACAGGGCCCGCAAACUGCAGGAGACCAACCUUCAGGCAGUGAGCGCUCCUGUGCCGGGUGAGAGCCUCGAGAGCCUAGACCUGGGCCAGGUGUUUGCCCAUCAGCGAACUCAGGACCCUUCAGAACAGGCUGAUGCGCUGCAAGCCAAGGACCUGCAGAUCGAAGCACUGAGGCGGGAGUGCCACCUGCUGCAAGCGCACAUCGCUGCGGACCUCGGCAGCUCCUCGCUUCCUGGAGAGGGCGCCACCUGCGCGCAAUGGUGCAACAUCAGUGACUUGGACCGGCUGCAGCGUGAGUCUCAGCGGGAAGUGCUGCGCCUGCAAAGACAGUUGACUCUACAUCAGAGUAAAGCCGGAGCCCGGGCAGAAGCAGGCAGCCUAAGCUCACCGUCUGAGAUAGCGCGAUACGAGGUGCAGGCCCUGGAGGAGAAGCUGGGUGCACAGCGGCGGGAAUGCGAGGAACUGAGCGCUCAGGCAGCCGCCGCAGAGCGGCGCUACGAGGAGGCAGAGGCACAACUACAGGCUGCGCUGCACAAGGGCGCCAGGCUGUCAGAGGAGAAUGCGCGGCUGCAGGCCCUGGCCAGCUGGGUGAAGAAGAUGGCAGAUGAAAACAGCAAUGUUCCCCGGCAGCAAAACCACGCGAGGCAGAGGCAGGAACUCGAAGCCACAAGUCUGCUGGCUGAGCAGCUGCUGCAACAAGCGGGAUAUGUGCAAGAUGGGUGGCAGCAGCUGCAGUACUACCAAAAUAAAGCCCCGAGUGACCUCCUGGCUUCCGGGAAAGAAAUACAGGGGUUGCAGUGUCAGCCUGGCCACCCCCUGGAGACAUCAGAGACCACCCAAGCUUCAGAGUCCCAAGCCAGGGAUAGCAGGAGGCCCAAGUUCAAGCCAAAGUCUGAAGAACAUGCAUUGUCACUGCCUACCAGGGACAUAGAACCUCCCGUUUGUCUCUCCCAGCAGGAGAACUCAGUUACCCUUGGGGAACCAGCUGGUAUCCCCCAAGUGUCAGAAAAAAAUUCUAUCAGUCAGCCUCUGGACUCCAAGCCCCAAGCCAAGAAAACCAGUUCCCAGUCAAAUUCCUCCUCCGAGGUAGAAUCCAUGUGGGCUACAGUGCCAUCUUGCCUUUCUCUGGACAUGGACACAGCAAGUGAAGUGGAUGAUUUAGAGCCAGACAGUGUGUCCUCUCCCCUGGAAAUGAGGAGCUCUGAGGCUCCCACCACUCCCAAGCUCAGGAUCUUCUUGGCUAGAUGCAGCUACAAUCCAUUUGAAGGGUCUAAGGAACAUUCUCAAGGCCAGUUACCCCUCACAGCAGGGGAUUAUGUAUAUGUCUUUGGGGACAUGGAUGAGGAUGGCUUCUAUGAAGGGGAGCUUGUGAACGGGCAGCGAGGGCUAGUGCCCUCCAACUUAGUGGAACAGAUUUCAGGAAGCCCUAUCCUGAACCACCUGCUCCCCAAGUCCCCUGACAUUUGUCCCACAGCACUACCACCUGAGCAGACCAAAGCCUUGAAGAAAGGCAGCUUAUCACUUGGGGAAUUUAAGGGAUCUCUGGAGACAGGCCUUUGUCAGGUGAGAAGGACAGACUCUAAGACAGAUGUGGCAAUAGAGAUCUUGGAAACUAAGACAGAAGCUUGCUGGCUGGGCUUGAAACCAAGCAUGGAGGAGCAAAGUGUCUCCAGACCCCUUCUGGAGGCAAAAGGCGUGUUCUGUCUGGCCCCCAUGCAACUACAGCUGCAGAAUGUCACAGCUACCUCUGCCACGAUUACAUGGGCCUCUGGCAGCAACAGAUACCCCCAUGUGGUGUACCUGGAGGAUGAAGAGCAUACCCUAACUCCCUCAGGGGUGAGCUGCUACACCUUCCAAGGACUACAUCCUGGCACACGGUACCGGGUGAGGGUGGGGGUACAGCUACCCAGGGACCUGCUCCAGGUGCUCUGGGAAACAAUGUCCUCCACUGUAACUUUUGAUACACCUUUAGCGGGCCCCCCUGACCCUCCUCUGGAUGUGCUGGUGGAGCACCAUGCUUCUCCAGGUCUCUUGGUGGUCAGCUGGCUUCCUGUGACCAUUGACUCAGCAGGGUCCUCCAAUGGAGUGCAGGUCACUGGCUACGCUGUGUAUGUGGACGGGUUCAAGGUGACAGAAGUUGCUGAUGCCACCGCUGGAAACACCCUGCUGGAAUUUUCCCAGCUUCGGGUUCCCCUAGCAUGUCAGAAGGUGUCAGUGAGAACCAUGUCACUCUAUGGGGAGUCUCUGGAUUCUGUGCCAGCUCAGAUCCCCGAGGACUGUUUUUCUUGUUACCCAUUCCUAGACACUUUUCCCUUUAGCUACAUGGAUGGUGACCCUUUGACCUGCAGAGUUAUUUCUCUGAGUACCAAGACUAGCCCCCAUACCCCUGGAAGCUGUGGGGAGCCUCAGGUUAAGUUUGUAGAAGCAUUCCCCAAAGAUCCUACAAGGAAACAUUCACCAAUAUCCAACCUGAUCUCAGAAAGGGCAGACAACCAAGUCCAGGGGCCCGCAGAGACCUGGAAGGACUAUGAAAAGGGCCUGUCUCUUCAGGAGAGUCCCCAGAACCUCAAGCCACCUCUGCCUUUUGGCCAAUCUGGGGUUGAAGAAGGCCACUCCCCACACAUGUGCAUCAAUGGAUGUCCUGCUCCAGGAUUCAUCCAUCUCUCCCCAGAGAUUGGGCCCAGGAAAGUACUGCGUUGGGAGAAGCCUGGCCUUGAGAAAGCCCUUCAAAAGCAAUAUGACCAGACACUCCCACCUCACCAGCAAGGCUCCAGCCAGCUCCCGACAGCUGACUUCCAUCAUGUUCGGGAGGAGAAGGCGGCUGUGUGUUUGGAUUCUCGGUGCACAGAGAAACUAGGGCAAAGAAAGAACAAGUUCCAAAGUGGACAAACACAGGAGACUCCAGGAGGCAAGAGAGAGUGCCAGUUUCACAAGCCUACCUCAGUGCUGUGCCCAGUGCCAACCAGCAAAGUCAUUAAGAUGGCAAGUGGUGUCCCUGAGAAGCCAGAGACAGAAGCUAACAAUCCAGUCAGGCUCUUUGUGGCCCUCUUUGAUCAUAGCCCCCUGGUGAUGCCUGUCAAUGCCAAGUCUCCAGAGGAGGAGCUGGUAUUCCAGAAAGGACAGUUGCUGAGAGUGUGGGGGUCACAGGAUCCCCAUGGCUUCUACCAUGGAGAGUGCAAUGGACGAGUGGGCAAAAUCCCUGGGCACCUGGUAGUUGAGGUGGAGGUGGGCACAGAUCAGACAGACAAGAGGCAGCCUUUGCCAGCACAAGGACAUCUACAUUCUGAGGCUCAACAUGAAGACUUGGAGGGCCUAACCAACUCCCAGGGAUCUUUGAUGUCUCAAGGGAACUCCAGAACACCCACACUGUGGACCCCAAAGACAAUGGUGGCAGCUCUGGACUAUGACCCCAGAGAUGGGAGAGUGGGGGUCCGGGCAAAGGGCAAGCUUGUGCUGAGGGCUGGAGAUGUGGUCACAGUUUAUGGGCCUGUGGAUGAUAAGGGAUUCUACUACGGUGAGUAUGGUGGACACAGGGGCCUGGUCCCAGCCCAUCUGCUGGAUGAUUUGCCUGUCCACAGAGAAUAAGCAGGACUCCAUUGUAGGGUGGUAGCCUCUGGCUGCCCACACCCCUUGGAAAGAGAAGCAAGCACGUGUACCUUCACACAUCACCCCUCCUCACCAGCCACCUUAAGCAACACUGGCUCUAGGCCAAAUCACCUGAAACUGGUAACAGUCCUCAGAUAUCCUUCUAGUGUCCAACAAAGGCAGGACUUAAAGCUGAGUUGUUUCCAAAAGAAAACUAAACCAGCCAGCCCUGAGAGUUUGAUAGGUAAUUUUAAAGACAUGAAUAACCAUGAUAGGUACUAGAAAUGCCUUUUUCUGUGGUCACUAUGUUUUCUUUAGCAGGUUAACAUUAUCCAUCCAUUGCCUUGUAUGAAAGUCUCAAGAAAAGUUGCAUCUUAAAAAGAAAAAGCAAUCAGAAUGCUAUUUUUCUAUUUUAUGUUCAACUCUCAUUAAAAUGUUCAUAGAAAAAGAGAAUACUUUGGAAGUUAAAGCAUGGCCAAGGGAGCAAGGGCAUGCCUCCUCUGCACUACUGUUUGCCCGUAGAAUGAUGGCAGAAGUCAUUUCCUGAAAGGAAAGAUACAUCCUUACCCCAGGGUGAUCCUUACUCAGGCAGGCUGAUCCGGCUAAAGAGAACUCAGAGAGGCAUAGCUGAGAGAAGUCCCUGGGCUGGGAGUCUGUAUUCUCAGGUGGAGUCAGUGUUGCUUAGCUGGGAGCCCCACUCUACACUCUAGUAAUUGCUGAUGCUCCCAUGAUGCUUUGUAAGAAUGUCCCAUGGGAAAGUAUUUCAUGCCAAACUUUACAGAAGGACCUAUGGAGACUCAAAGGAGACUGGUUAAUGUCAAGAGUCAUACACACCCCCUCCCAUGGGCUUCCCAGGGUUCUCCA